Molecule: messenger RNA, 231 nt
Organism: Racocetra persica
Lineage: Eukaryota; Fungi; Glomeromycota; Glomeromycetes; Diversisporales; Gigasporaceae
Source: the annotation of a GenBank genome assembly
GUUUCAAAUUAUCUAAUUACUGAAGCAUGUCAUUAUGCGUGCAUUAAUGGUCCAGGAGCAAAUGUAGUAAUGAGUUUUUAUAAAACAGACAGUGCCACUGGAUUACCUAUACAUUAUCUAAAAGAUAGCAAAGAGGCAUUGUGGGAGCGAUUUUAUGAAGAGUAUCCUGAUGGUGCUAAAAGAACAACGUUUUAUAAAUAUUUAGAAGGUGAGCUUGAUGAAAAAGGUGCU